AUGUCAGCAAAAGCAGUCAGCGAAUUGUCCGCCAAGGAAAUUUUGUACAAAUACUUUGAAGGAACCGGACUCGUCAACUCGCCCUUCGCUUUUCAUGUCAAAACUGGUGAUGACUUCAAUCAAAUUGCUGGAGGUUAUGAAUGGUUAACCAAGGCAGGAGUGAGUUUUUAGAGAAGGUUUCUUAAGACCUUAAAUCCUAUAAAUAAUAUCACAAUUCAGUCACACCUCUAAUAAAACAAUUUUUCCAGAAAGGAGUCAUCAAGCCAGAUCAACUGAUCAAACACUGUGCAAAGAGGGGUUUGAUUAAAAUUGGUUCACCGGAAGAAUUGAGCGAUUGGUUCAACAGCCAUGCCAACAGACAGGUGGAAGUCGACGAAUCACUCGGACGUCUUCACACCUUUAUUGUCGAACCAUUCUGUGCUCAUCAGGAAUUCGAUGAGAUGUAUAUUGCGAUCUUCAGCACCAGAGAAGAGGACACAAUUAUGUUCUACGAGCAUGGUGGUGUAACAUCUCCUAAGGGAGAUAUUGAGCGCAAAGCCAGAUUCAUCAAAAUCCCGGUUGAAUUUGACGAUGAUGUGAUGUGGCCAACUGAUGGACAAUUGAAAACACUUAUUGGAGUCGAUCUUCCAAAUUUUGAAGUUGUCAAGAAGUUUGUCGAUGAAUUGUACAAAGCUUAUAAAGAGCUUCACUUCACAUAUUUGGAAAUCGAUCCAUUUGGUAAGAAUUUUUGGUUGGAAUUUUCAUAGCUUUCCUAAUCAAUAAUCAAAUAAUAAAAUUUCAGUGUUCGUCGACAAUCAAAUCCAUAUCCUCGAUCUCGCUUCAAAAUUGGACGAGACAGCCAACUUCAUCUGCUCGGAUAAAUGGAGAAGUCGCCAAACUCCAAUGUCUGCACCAAUGCCAGUCGAUUUCCCAGCUCCAUUUGGGAGUGAUUUGACUGAAGAAGAGCAAUUUAUUGCUAAUUUGGAUGCCAAAACUGGAGCCUCGUUGAAGUUGACGAUUCUCAACCGAAAAGGACGUGUUUGGACAAUAAUCGAUAAAAGUAGCUUUUUGAAUGUCUUGACGUAAGGAGUUUUUUUGAACCUAGAAAUAUAUAUUCAAAUUGCCUGCCGCCCGCGGGGCUUGCCUAUCCACCAUAAUCGCUGUUUGUUUUCAGUGACACUGUUUGCGAUCUAGGUGGAGAAAAGGAGUUGGGCAAUUAUGGUGAAUGUUCUGGCCAUACGUGGGAAAAGAAAACUUUCGAAUAUGCCAAGACAAUUCUAUCGAUCAUGACUGAAGGAGAGCCCAGAAGCGAUGGAAAAGUAUUGAUAAUCAGUGGAUCAAUUGCCUUCAGAGUGAGUUGCAUCUUGUUUCAGAUAAUAUCGAGCUGUACUAUUAUUGAUAAUAUUGCAGGGAAUUAUCCAAGCAAUGAACACUUACAAAACCAAACUAAAGAAGCACGAAGUCACCGUCUUUGUUUAUUGUCGAGGUACAAACUAUGAAGAAGGAUGGCGUUAUUUUGAACGUGUUGCCGACCAGCUCAAAAUUCCAGUCCGUUUUUAUGACUCAGACACGCAUGUGACUGCUAUUGUCGGAGCCGCCCUUGGAACUCAUUAUGUUCCAUCAAUGCCCAUCGAGCCAAAAACCACUGGUCAGUUCUUGUUGAGCCCGGAAAGAAACACGGCUGGAACUGAACGUCAACCAGUUUCCCCUGCACCAACAUCGACUGAAGCGAAACCUUUGAAUCAAACUACUUUCCGCGGAUUGUUCGAAAAUGAUACCAAAGCAAUCAUCUGGGGAGAACAAGCUGAUGUUAUCCAGGUAUGAAUUUUCAGCAAGAUGUAUGUAUCAUAAUUUAAUGAAUGAUAUUUUCAGGGUAUGCUUGAUUUCGAUUAUGUUUGCCGAAGAGAAACACCAUCAGUUGUUGCCUCAACAUGUCCAUUCACUGAAGGCAACACGCAUAAAUACAACUUCGGACUGAAGGAAGUUCUCAUCCCCGCUUACAAAUCAAUGGCCAAAGCGUGUGCAACUCACCCAGAAGCUUCUGUGAUGGUCAUAUUUGAUGGACCGUUAUUGAUUUAUGAAAGUGUGUUGGAAGCUCUGGAAUUCCCUCAACUCAAAGUCAUUGCCAUCAUUGCUGAAGGUGUCCCAGAGAACCGAACCAGGAAAUUGUUAAAAGUUGCCGCUAAACGUGGUGUCACUUUGAUCGGUCCAGCAACAGUCGGAGGAAUCAAACCAGGUUGCUUCAAGAUUGGAUACACUGGAGGAGAAAAGAAUGCUUUUAUUAACUCAAAACUCUACCGUCCUGGAAGUGUUGCGUAUGUUUCUAGAUCUGAUGGAAUGUCCAACGAAUUGAACAACAUUAUCUCCCAAAACACCAACGGUGUUUAUGAGGGAAUUGCGAUUGGCGGUGGUAAAUAUACAGGAAGCAGCUAUGUUGAACACAUUGCAAGAUAUCAAGCUGAUGAUCGUGUCAAAAUGAUUGUUUUGCUCGGUGAAGUUGGAGGCACAGAAGAAUAUAAGAUUGCCGAAAUGCUCAACAGAGGAGAGAUCACCAAACCAUUAGUUGCUUGGUGCAUCGGAACUUGUGCAGAUCGUAACACUAAUGCUGUUAGAUAUCCUGAAACUGCAGCUUGCAAAAACGCUCUUCUUCGCAGUGUUGGUGCAAUUGUGCCCUCAUCAUUUGGUGAACUUGGCAACAAGAUUCGCGACACUUAUGACAACAUUGGAGCAAAAGUGCCACAAUUGGAAGUAGGAGAACCACCAUUUCCAAUGGAUUAUGCGUGGGCCAAAAAGUUGGGGUUGACUUGCAAAGAAGAAACAUUCAUGGCUUCGAUUUGUGAUAAAUGGAGUGAAGAUUUUGUGUACGGGGGUGCUUUCAUCAACAAUAUCAUGCAAUACGACCAAGGAGUUGCCAGUGCUCUUGGACUUCUUUGGUUUGAGGUAAAUCAAUACUUAUGGAAACUUAUAAAUAAUUUGUGCAUUUCAGAAAAGUCUACCAGCAUAUGCCAACAAAUUCAUCGAGAUUUGCCUUCAGCUCACCGCCGAUCAUGAUCGAGAUGUCUCUGGUGCUCACAAUACAAUUGUUUGUGGUCGAGCUGGUAAAAAUUUGAUCUCCUCGCUCACAUCUGGUUCACUCACCAUUGUACGUUGAAGAACAAGAGAUUUAGACAGACCCCAGCCUGUUCUAUAAUUUCACUUCUCAACUUUCUUAUUUUCAGGGUGAUCGUUUUGGUGGAGCUCUCGAUGGAGCUGCACGCCAAUUCUCCUACGCUAUGGACAAUGGCUGGUCUCCAAUGGAGUUUGUACACAAGAUGAGAAUCCAAAAUAAGCAUAUCAUGGGAAUUGGACAUCGCGCCGAGAGUGUGAGUUUGUCUAGAUCCUGCUAAUUAUUUGAAAAUUCCUCGAACUCAAUGAAUAUUUGAUUUCAGAUCAACAACCCUGACAAGCGAGUCGAAAUCCUCAAGAGAUUUGUCAUGGAUAAAUCACAAUUCACCCAAGGAACUCCACUUCUUGACUUUGCACUGGAAGUUGAGAAAAUCAUGAAUUCCAAGAACCCAAAUCUCAUUCUCAAUGUUGAUGGUGCAAUUGGUGUAAUUUUUGUCGACAUUCUUCGCCAAAGCAAGUUGUUCUCACCAGCCGAAGCUCAAGAAAUCAUUGAUAGCCGAACAUUGAACGGUCUUUUGAUUUUUGGUCGAAGCUUUGUUUUUGUUGGAUAUUAUUUGUAUCAAUCUCGCUUGAAACAAGGUCUUUAUCAUCAUCCAUGGGCCGAUAUUGAAUAUGUCAUGCCAGAACAAAUCAUUUCCUAA
Caenorhabditis angaria is the source of this 3785-nucleotide messenger RNA. The record is from the annotation of a GenBank genome assembly. Lineage: Eukaryota; Metazoa; Nematoda; Chromadorea; Rhabditida; Rhabditidae.